GAGAAAGAGAGAGACAGUCAGAAACACACAGAGACACACAGGCGCGCAUCUGUCCUCCUCUCUCAGCUCAUCAUCAUCAGCAUCAUCUCCUCUCUUCUACCGGCAGCGGGAAUCCUCCUCAUCACCGCUGUCAUCAGUGACUCCCGGUACCGGCGCCUCCGGCACGAUGCGCGAUGGGUCAGGCGUGCGGACACUCGCUGCUCUGCCGUAGCCAACAGUACCAGAACCCGGCGGCGUCCGAACUACGUGGACAGCAAGUGUUCCUGAGAGCGGACGACACACCUGCUGUCUUACACUCCUUACAGGAUGCAUUGCUGCAGUUGGCCUCCAUUGUUGAUGUCAGGAGCCUUCGGACGACCAUCAAAGAUGUGCUCAGAGUCGUCCUGCCAAACGUGGAGUGUGUGUACGUGUACCUGUUGGAGGCGGAGUCUCGGCUGCGAUGUGAAGACCCGCCCCAUGAGGUGCCCACAGAGGGGAAGCUCAGAGACGCGGUUAACCAGCAGAAGAGACUCCAGUGCUCCGGUCUGCCGCCAUCAGAACUACACGAGAAACACACGAGCGCACUGACCGCGCCGCUGCCGCCUGAUAAACGAGUGCUCAUCAUACCGUUAGUGGACCGUGAUGAAGCCAAGGUUAUCUCUCUGAUUCUGCUCUGCUGUAAACUACUGACUGAACAAGACGAACAAAACCUGAACAUCCUGGAAAAACACCUCACCGUGGCCUGUAAGCGAGUGAGAGAUGUGCAGAGAUGCUCCAAACGGCCACAUGGGCAAUCCCACAAUGCACCAGCGGAGCCCAAACCCAGCCCACAGCCGGAGGACUACAGAGAACUCGACCGCAAGAUCUUACAGCUGUGUGGUGAGCUGUACGAUCUGGACGCCGCCUCUCUGCAGCUUAAAGUCAUCAACUAUUUGCAGAAAGAAACUCAUUCGCAGUCCUGCUGUUUACUGCUGGUGUCUGAAGACAAUCACCAACUCUUCUGUCAGGUUGUUGGCGAUAAAGUUUUGGAAGAGGAAAUCAGUUUUCCACUCAUGUUCGGGCGCUUCGGGCAGGUGGUGGAGACAAAGAAAUCCAUUACACUACAGGACGUCAGCCAGGAGGAGCGCGGGUUGUUGAGCAGUUUGCUGGGGUUUGAGCCGAACUCGAUGCUCUGCGUUCCUGUCAUCAGUCAAGCCACUGGACAGGUGGUGGCGCUAGCGUGCACAUUCAACAAGCUGGGAGGACAGAGGUACAUGGAGGCGGAUGAGCAUGUGAUUCAACACUGUUUCUGUUACACGUCGACGGUUCUCACCAGCACACUGGCCUUCCAGAAAGAGCAGAAGCUCAAGUUUGAGUGUCAGGCUCUUCUUCAAGUGGCUAAAAAUCUCUUCACACACCUCGAUGACGUGUCUGUGCUGCUGCAGGAGAUCAUCGUCGAGGCCAGAAACCUGAGCAACGCUGAGAUUUGUUCGGUGUUCCUGUUGGAUCGGGUCAGUCAUGAACUCGUGGCUAAAGUGUUUGAUGGAGGAGUCGUGAACGAUGACGAGAAGGAGUUUCGUAUCCCGGCGGAUCAGGGCAUUCUGGCCAUGUUCGCCACCACUGGGAAGAUCCUCAACAUCAAGGAUGCGUAUUCCCACCCCCUGUUUUACCGCGGUGUGGACGACAGCACGGGCUUCAGGACGAGAAACAUCCUCUGCUUCCCCAUCAAAGACGAAAAUGAAGAGGUGAUUGGAGUGGCAGAACUGGUGAAUAAAACGAACGGUCCGUGGUUCAAUCGUUUUGAUGAGGAUCUGGCGACGGCCUUCUCCAUCUACUGCGGCAUCAGUAUCGCUCAUUCUCUCCUGUAUAAGAAGGUCCAUGAGGCUCAGUUCCGCAGUCAUCUGGCCAAUGAAAUGAUGAUGUACCACAUGAAGGUGUCGGAGGAAGAGGUCACUAAACUUCUGGACAUUGGCAUUGAGCCGGUCCAGAAAAUCCACCCCAACUUCGCCGAGUUCACUUACACGCCGCGGUCUCUGCCGGACGACAGCACGCCUAUGGGCGUUCUGAGCAUGUUUGAAGACAUGGGCUUCAUAAACACCUACAAGAUCGACCUGCACACAUUAGCCAGGUUUUGUCUGAUGGUGAAGAAGGGCUACAGAGAUCCUCCGUACCACAACUGGAUGCACGCCUUCUCUGUCUCACACUUCUGCUACCUGCUGUACAAGAACCUGGAACUAUCCAACUACCUCGAAGAUAUAGAGAUUCUGGCGCUCUUUGUGUCCUGCAUGUGUCACGAUCUGGACCAUCGAGGAACCAACAACUCCUUUCAGGUGGCUUCGCAAUCCGUCCUGGCGGCUCUGUACAGUUCAGAGGGGUCUGUGAUGGAGAGACAUCACUUUGCUCAGGCCAUCGCAAUCCUCAACACACACGGCUGCAACAUCUUUGAGAAGUUCUCUAGAAAGGACUAUCAGCGGAUGCUGGAUCUGAUCAGAGACAUCAUCCUGGCCACAGAUCUGGCUCAUCACCUGAGGAUCUUCAAAGAUCUGCAGAAGAUGGCCGACGUUGGUUAUAAUUCGAAGAAUCGAACGCAUCGCAGUCUGCUGCUGUGUCUGCUCAUGACCUCCUGUGACCUCUCCGACCAGACCAAGGGCUGGAAAACCACCAGGAAGAUUGCGGAGUUGAUCUAUAAAGAGUUCUUCUCUCAGGGUGAUUUGGAGAAGGCGAUGGGAAACAGACCCAGUGAGAUGAUGGACCGUGAGAAGGCCUACAUCCCUGAACUCCAGAUCAGCUUCAUGGAGCACAUCGCCAUGCCCAUAUACAAGCUCCUGCAGGAACUUUUCCCGCGCUCGGCCGAGCUGUACGAGCGUGUGGCCGCCAACCGCGAGCAGUGGGCCAAAGUCUCCAACAAGUUCACCAUCCGCGGGCUGCCGAGCAACAACUCGCUGGACUUUCUGGACGAGGAGUUCGAGCUGCUGCAGUCGCAGGGCGCCUUCGGAGACGAUUCGCACCGCAUGAACGGCUGCCUGGACGACGACUGCGACAAACACGACCAGUGACGUCACUAGAGCAAAGGUCAUCUGACGGAGUUCCGUCUUGGUAAAAAUUCAGAGGAAAGGUUCGUUGUCACCUUUUUGCCGUUGCCGUGGAGACGGGUUUUUUGCGCGAUUGCGCAGUCAGCGGAGCGUCUGGCGUUUGGACAGAAGGAUAGUGCGAAUUUGCCCAAAAAUGUUACAUCCUCACUGGCCCCGAACUUAUUUUAUAAGAUAUAAGAAAACAUAUUUGAUUGAUUGAAUACCUAAAUGUGCAGUGUUACAGUGUUACAAGUUUUAGAACGUAUUGUUUCAGAUUGUUUCAAAGCAGGAAAAUAACAGAAUCACUAAUGCAAACUUAGACAAAUUGGCUGUAAAAAGCCAUUAUUCAGCUCAAGUUUUCCCACUGUUUACAGUACUAGCAGAAGCUGAAGGAAAACUAAGCCACACAGAAAUUUGUCUUUGGAUAAUUAAUCUUUCGUCUCUCAGGCGUCAGUUUCUCUCUGUUUACUCAGAAAAAUGCAACAUUUCUCCAUUCCCAAAAUCCCAAACCCCAAAACAAUCAUCUCAAUCGGAGUCAGGCAAGCAGCGGCUGGCGGCCAGAGAGCGAUGAGAGCGACACACGGAGCUCUGGGUUCAGAAGCGAAGUCCUGACGGGACGCCGAGACGUUCUGAAGCUCUGUACAUACAGUUCUGUGUUUUAAAGGGCUACGCGGCCCUCACACUUUUCUUUCUCAGGAUGGCAGAAUGUGUGCGUCAAAUGGAUCUUGCCUUACAAAUGUUUGCGUUGCCUUCCUGAGGGACUUUAAAAGAGAUAUAUGUAUAAAAACAUUCAGCCUGUCUGUGAACAGUUCUGAAGCUACAUGGAUAUAUAGAAAUAUCUAUUUGCAGUGUGUAAAUGUGUGUUUGCACAGGUGUGACUGUAAGUGCAUUUGCCAAAAUCUGCAAAGGAACAGAAAACAAAGAGGGUGAUGUCUGUUUUAUGAAAAAUGUGAGUUUGCUUAUACUAGUUUCUCUCUCACGGGUCGCUAAUAUUAACCUGCAAUGGAGUGUGAAUUUCACAAAAAACUCCAGCACGUUUCACCCUAAAAUCAAUUUUUGCAUUAAAGAAAUGAAACCUGUUUUUAGGACCAUUAAGACUGUUGUCAUUGUGACAUGAAAUGAACUCCCCAUAUAUAUAUAUAUAUAUAUAUAUAUAUAUAUAUAUAUA
Molecule: messenger RNA, 4197 nt
Organism: Megalobrama amblycephala (Wuchang bream)
Lineage: Eukaryota; Metazoa; Chordata; Actinopteri; Cypriniformes; Xenocyprididae
Gene: pde2a
Product: cGMP-dependent 3',5'-cyclic phosphodiesterase
Biological process (GO): regulation of mitochondrion organization; positive regulation of gene expression; cGMP catabolic process
Cellular component (GO): cytosol; synaptic membrane; mitochondrial outer membrane
Molecular function (GO): 3',5'-cGMP-stimulated cyclic-nucleotide phosphodiesterase activity; 3',5'-cyclic-AMP phosphodiesterase activity; 3',5'-cyclic-GMP phosphodiesterase activity
Source: RefSeq, a predicted model, not a curated record